GAACACACCCCCCCGUGCCAGCGGAAGCGUCACCGUCGUCCUUCGAGCAACGCUCUCUCACGCUCCUUUAUACGCUCCUUUACACUUCUCGCUGCGCCCCCGAAUAAUAAUAGUGUUAUCCGUUUAAUUCGCGUCUCAAUGGAAGCAGCAGUCAUGGAUAUCCUGAAGGUGGUCGACAUUCGGAAGCCCAGCAUUGAUAGGCCGUUUGGUGUACACCUCUGGCCGAUAUUCAACGCGCUGUUUGGAAAGGUUGUGGGAUAUCCCGCGGAUGACUUCCGUUUUGUCCGCGAGGUCACCCCUAUCUCGACGUUUAGGGAGAGUGCGAGCUUGAUUAUCGCCUACUAUGCAAUUAUCUUUGGUGGGAGGCUUGUCAUGUCGAAUUUUGGGGCCGUGAGAUUACGGACCCUUUUCCAACUCCACAAUCUCUUCUUGACGACUGCGUCGGGGAUACUGUUGGCCUUGUUUAUCGAGCAGUUGACUCCCACCUUGUACAAUCAUGGUUUGUUUUACGGAAUUUGUAAUGGUGCUGGUGGCUGGACGCAGCCUAUGGUUGUGUUAUAUUACGUGUGUUCCCCUGACUACGUGAUCUCGCACGGCUGAGCCCCCCUUGCGGUUGGGAUGUGAUCCGAUUGGGGCUAACCGGGACGUGCGUGUUUUAGCUGAACUACCUCACGAAAUAUUUCGAACUUCUCGACACUGUUUUCCUCGUUGUCAAGAAGAAGCCUUUGAGUAUGCGAGAUCCUCUGUUCGAUUGACCCGCUUUGAGGGUGAGCUGACUGGUUGUUAGCCUUCUUGCACUGCUACCACCAUGGUGCUACUGCUCUUCUUUGCUACACUCAACUUAUUGGGAGCACUGCCGUUGUAAGUGCACCCGUCCUCGCCGCUGUGGGGCUGGGUUGGGUGUUUGAAUGUUGACAUGUGAUUUAGUCUUGGGUUCCCAUCACUUUGAAUUUGUUCGUCCAUGUCGUUAUGUAUUGGUACUACUUCCAGGCUGCUCGUGGCGUUCAGGUUUGGUGGAAGCAGUGGAUCACCCGUCUUCAGAUUAUCCAAUUCGUUAUUGACCUCGGUAUGCUCUCGUUUACCGCCUUUGGUGCGGUUCGCGUCUGGUUCUGACAUCCCUGCCAUAGGAUUCGUUUACUUUGCCUCUUACACUUACUUCACCUCUACCUACUGGCCUCACAUUACCAACAUGGGAAAGUGUGCUGGUGAGGAAUUUGCUGCCUUCGCUGGCUGCGGCAUCCUUUCAUCGUACCUCGUCCUUUUCAUCAGCUUCUACUUUUCCACCUACCGGAAGGGUAGUAAGCGUGCUGCUAAGAAGGCUGUUGCCAAUGGCAGCAUUGCUGUUGACCCCAAGUUCACCCGGGAAACCUUGGGUAGUGUUGCUAACGGGGGUGGCAAUGGAUACACCAAUGGACAUGCCACCAAUGGCAAUGUCCUGAGGACCAACGGGAGCGUCAGGUCUCGAAAGGCAUAAGCUGCCUCAGUAGCGGUAGAUACUAUUUGACAACGGGGGCGGGGGAUGUGUGUACGGGGAGUUUGGUGCUGAUGAGAUGAUGUAAUAGUUGUGCUGGAAUAUUCUUGCGACAUAAUGCCUUGCGGGGGGGGGGGGGGUUCAUAAAAAGAAAUAAUGGGUGGUGUUUAUGUCUUCAUCUGAUUACGGAAUGGGUUUAGAGAUUGGUGGGCGGGGCGUGCAAAAGAAGGAGCCAGGGGGGUUUACGUGCCCUAUGUUUAGUACAGGCGAGUAUGAUCUGCGUUCUCAAACUUCUAUAUACUUUGGUCACGCUCUAGGGUUUUAUAUCAACUUCUUGUACAUUUCCUUUUUUUAGUUUUCCCUUGUGCUUCUGUGUGCCCCCCCUUCUUUUUUGUCACUACUACACUUUUGGGGAAACAAAUAUUUUUCUUUUUUCUUUCUCUCCGGCUGCUCUUUUUUGUCGGCAAUGCUUCAGUCUCGGCGGCCACUUGGAGGAUAAUAAUUACAUAAAGAUAGAAGUUCCUGGUUGCUAUAUAUGGUCCAGUUGUCAAGAUACUUAUGAACGCAAUUACAGAGAUGCAAUACAGAUAAUCUACAAGAGGGAAGAAAAGAAAAAAAAUUGAAUGAGAGAGUACUAUCGUAUCAUUUUGAUGGUUUUUGUGAUAUGAUUGAUUCGUUUAUCGACAACACCUUCCAACAUUUACCCGUCCAUCCAUCCGCCCAUCCCGUUUUCACCACACCAUAGACUACAGUAAAACUACACCAUAUCCCUAACCCAUCUAGGAAACUAAAAAAGAAGGAAGGGGAAAGAAGCAAGCAAAAAAACAAGAAUGUGGCAAAAGCGCAACAGAGGGGAAGAAAGAGAGAGAGAGUAUGCUAUACAAACGCCAUCUACGAGUGAAAGAGAUAGAAACAAACGAGUAGGCAACAAGAAUGAAAAAGGCAAGGGGGGGAGGGGGGAGGGAGAACAGCCACUAGGAACCACCACUGUUGUUGCUGCUGGUACUAAUGGCUGGAGUGGAGCUCCUACCGACUACCACUUUUGACUGGGCGAUUUGCAGGAUCGCGUCACCGGAACCGGAGUACCCGUCCAACUUGGAUAGACGGUCGAUGAACAUUUGGGCGUCUUGGGUCAUGCUAUUUCCGCGUUAGCACGUGUGAUAGAAGUGUGUUGAUGGGGUAUGAGAGAACAAACCGCUCUUUAGCACCCUGGCUACGAACAACCACGUCCCGAAACCCAUCUUCGAGCCUGGCCCGGUAGUCUUCAAACACUGGAGUCAUGAUCCCGACUAGUGUCUCCCUGGGCAGGUGCUUCGAGAGGACUUUGUGCAGGACUGUAGUCUCCUUGCAGAGCGUUUCCAUGUAAUACUUCCCUCCUGCUUCCUCGCCAACCCUCGCAGCAUCCCAAUCCUGCGCUUUAAGGUUUAGCACAUGCACCUUUACGCGCUCGGACAUGAUACUGAUCAGUUUUGUGUGGAUUUCGGAUUGGUAUUGCUGGUAGGUGCGCUUCACUUUGUCAAAGUCUUGUAGUGUCGGGGAUUGCGGCGUUCGCCGCCGCACCGUCUCUCGCAGGUAGGGCAGCAGCGAGGUGAUUAUGCUUAGGCCCUGCGAAGCCAUGGCUAGGUGCUUUGUCGUUAUGGACUUUAGGCCGGCGGUUUUAGUGGCACCAGCGCCGAGGAUAAGUUGGUAGGUUCGGGAGUUGUGGAGCUUUUUGUUGGGUUCGUUAGUACUUUUUGCUUUUGUGAGUUCCGGAGGAGGGGGAAUACUUUUAGGAAUGAGAGGAGAUUGUUGGCAAUAUCUGUUGCCAUACCGGGAAUUACUAUUAGGAGCUUCAGGUAGCCUUCUAGUUCUUUUAAUACCAUUAUUCCACUUUCCGGGAGGAUAAAUUUCUGGUUGUCGACAACCGCGUGGGGUUUCCCGGGUGCUGGCGCUUUGACGCCGUUAGCUUCGGUGCCGUUACCGUUGGCAACUGCAGUAGAAUCACCAGCAGUAGCAGUUGUAUUCAUAGGUGGAGGUGCAGUAUUAUCUUCCUCAUCCCGCAAUUCCCAAAUCCGGCCUGCACGCACCCAAACCUCCGGGUCGUGGGUUGCUGCCUCCAUUAUUCUAUGGACGCCCUUCUGCCGUUCAUCUUCGAAUUCGCGCGGCGCCCAUUUAUCCUUCUCGAGGCAUUCCGCCAACAUGCGGAUUCGCUCACGCUGCCACAAGUUCAGGAAUUCACGAAUCUGAGCGCUGACAGCGUUCUGCAGUCCACUACCAACACGGACGCUGACUGCCUCGCACUCUUGGGUGAAUAAUCGGUUGAGGGUGAAGUAUCGCAGGAACCAGUCUGUGCUGUAGGUGGUAACUUGUUCGCUGCGGACAUUAACGAUCUUGACGAUCUGAGAUUGUGCUAUUUCCACUGCGGAGCUGAUCAGGUCUGAGAUGUCCAUGCUGAUGGGCUCUGGGCCGCCAUUGGGCUUCUGCUCCCCGUUCGUGACUCCGUGGAAGCCAUUCUGCUCAAGCCGUGGUGAGAGCAUCCCGCCAACGCCGGUCUCUCCCAUGCGCAUUGUUACGUCUAGGAGCAUCUUUUGCUGAGUGCCCAGUCGACGAACGAGUUCUGAUACACUUGUGUAGAUUUUCACGAGUAAGUCUUCAGAAUCGGCAGGGCCAAGUGAGCGCAGUGAACGAGCGAGUAACAAGGAUUUAUCUUGGCUGCUUGUUCGGAUACCGCCAGAGCGAGAGUUAGUCAUGCCGGACAUUGCACUUUCGUUGUCAUCACCGUUUGGCAUGUUUCUUCGUAUUAGGCUUUUGGCUUCUUUGAUAACUGCAUCUCUAUAUGCCUGAACUGCUUCAUUGACGUGCUUCGCGCGCUGCAGGCCGUUAAGAUGUCGCAUGAGUUGAGAUCGCAAGCUAUCUGAGAGUUGAGUGUAUUCCGGGGGUAGGCUUGAUGAACGUGGGGGUGGUUGAAGACUGUCUCGUUGCCUCGCGGAAACAAAUCUUUGAUAUUGCUCCCUCUGGAAGCUUUGGGCAAAGCGUCUUAGAGUCUCAGCGGGCGGCACUCGCUCCACAUGCUUCCGAAGGUCCGUGAGCAGACCUUCUACAAAUCGGGCUUCAAACGCUUUGCCUAUACGCCAACGGAGAUGAGCUAGAUCAGCGCUGACAGCUUCAAGGGCUCGCACAGGACGGAGGUCUAGUAAUCCCUCCUGACCCCUUCCACAUAUCAGUCUAUCAGUUUCUGCGACGCCUGCCAGAGCAACAUCAACCUCAUUGUCGACCAGUGCCCUUUCGGCGCUUUGGAAUGAUUGCAGAACCCGCUCCGUCUGUUUGACUGCCCCUUCUAGCCUUGCUAUAUUGUCUCUUCGACGUCGCAAUCGAACAAUCUCCAGUCCCUUUACGGCCUGUUCCUCAUCCAAUGUGACCAGCUCCUUCCGUAAGCCUUGGAUCUUUUGAACGCUAGCUGUAGCCUCCGAAUGUAAUUCACGGAGAUCUCCUAAAGCUGCGAAGAAAGAGGAGCUUGCUGUUGAGAUGGAAGAUAUCAAGUGAACUUCCACUGUGUCCAUGUACCAUGAUAGCUUCUCUUGUAGGAUCGCAUUUGUCGCCAGCGCCCUCCGUUGCGAGUUGAGUGAGGACACCGAGGCUCCAGAUGAUAGCACGGGCCCCUCAGCUGAAUUGGUGGGUGCAGGACGGAUGACAUCGGAUCGCUCACUGACGACAUCGAACGUACGGGGAUUCUCAAGCUGAAAGUUUUCGUCAAAGUAGACGGUCGGAACCGUUGACAGUGGGGUCGCUGCUAAGCUUCCUUUCCUGGCCCUCCUUCUCCUAGGAGAGCUAUUGGCAGAUGAAGUAUCCCCUCCACCCCCAGCAUUCUGUAACAAUCCACUCUCUCCACCAGCUACCGCCAGAUCGGCUACACUCGGUGAUGGUGAUACAGGUUGGUGUUUCGGCUGAUUCACGCUCGCCAGCCGGAUGUGCUCCUCCAAUCCCAUGUCCUUUGCCCUCCGAUACUUCUCGUAUUCUCCGGAUAUUCUCAGGUAGGGAGCGAAUUCGCUUAGUUUGAUUUUAGGAAUACUCGUUAGGGUUACCGGUGGAAUUUCGCCAGGCUUCGGUCGUGACGCGGCGGAAGCGCGGGAUUGCGGGGUCUCGAGAAGGGAAGAAAUUGCUAGUUGAAAUGUAUAUAGACCGCAGCGCGGGAUUUGGCUCAGGCUUCAGCUUUCCGGCGGGCCCAUUUCAUUGGGGAGGGAGGGGAGGGGGCAGGGGGGAGGUCUUGGUGGGCAGAUGGCGGGCGAGUAGGAAAUAGAGACAUACAGGUGCUGCUAGCACUUCCACCACCUCCGGCUCCUCCAUCAUAAUCCUUGGGGGCUCGCCAGUCGACAACUGUUCCGAGGGAAGAGUUUAAAGAGAUAAUAGAACUUGCAGUAGAGCCUCUCCGUCCCUUCGGGGGCCUGCUAGCUCGAGGGGGAUAUGCGGCGGCGGUAAGAUCUGUUUGGGAAGCGGUUGGAGAGAGAAUUGGUGAGAGAAGGACAGAGGAGUCUCCGGAGUGACGACGGGAAGGGGUGGGCGAGGACAUUCUGGAGGGUAUGAAGUUAUAUUAAGAAGGGGAGAGAGCGUGGGGCAAAAGAUAGAGAACAAAAGGAAAGACCAAAGAUGGCUAUUAGACUGGUUGU
Molecule: messenger RNA, 6114 nt
Organism: Tuber aestivum (summer truffle)
Lineage: Eukaryota; Fungi; Ascomycota; Pezizomycetes; Pezizales; Tuberaceae
Source: the annotation of a GenBank genome assembly